GGGGCCGCGGCCCGUUUAUAGCCGUGCUCCGGCCCGCUCGCGCGGACAGCGGGCCCUGCCUCUUCCCGUGCCUGCUCCGGAGCGGCUCCGCCAUGGAUCUGCAGAUCCUGGAGCAUCGCGUGCGGGUGCUGAGCCUCGCCCGCCGCGGCCUCUGGCUCUACACGCACCCGCUCCUCAAGCUGCUGCUCCUGCCCCGCCGCAGCAGGUGCAAGUUCUUCAGCUUGACAGAGACGCCCGAGGACUACACCAUUAUGCUGGAUGAAGAAGGCUUUAAAGAGUUGCUCCCGUCAGAGUUCAUGCAGGUGGUGGAUUCCACCUGGCUGGUGCUCAACGUCUUGUCCAACGGCAGGUCCUCCACCAGCUCCCAGGCCAUAGGAGUGACGAAGAUUGCCAAGUCCGUCAUUGCGCCACUGGCUGAGCACAACGUCUCGGUGCUGAUGCUGUCUACCUACCAAACGGACUUCAUCCUGGUGCGGGAGAAGGACCUGCCUGUGGUGAUCCACACACUGGCCGGCGAGUUUGAUAUCUACAAGGAGGUGAAGGGAGAGUCCAUUCCUGUUAACUGUGAUGACAUGAGCAACGGCUUCUUGAAACCCAAGCAUGCUGCAAGCCCUACCGUGCACCCUGUGCAGAGUCCCCAGAACAGGUUCUGCAUCCUGACCGUGGCUCCUGACACCCUGCCGGCCAUUGCGACCAUGCUCAUAGAUGUCCUGUUCUAUUCACACAGCCCUCCAAAGGAAGCCGCCCCAGGCAGUCAGGAUCUCGACUCCAUCAGGUUCUUCGCUUUCUCAUUGAUCGAGGGCUAUAUCUCCAUCGUCAUGGAUUCAGAGACCCAGAAGAAGUUCCCCAGUGACCUGCUGCUGACCAGCUCCUCUGGGGAGCUCUGGCGGAUGGUGAGAAUUGGCGGGCAACCACUGGGCUUCGAUGAGUGUGGGAUAGUGGCUCAGAUCGCUGAGCCUCUGGCCGAUGCAGACAUAUCUGCGUAUUACAUCAGCACCUUUAACUUCGACCAUGCCCUGGUCCCAGAGGAAGGCAUUGACAGCAUCAUCGAGCUGCUCCAGAAGCGCCAGGAGAGCGGUAGAUAGCUGGCAUGGCAGCUCCCGUGCGCUCUGACACCUGUCCGGAAAGGCGACGGGGAGCUCAACACUGAGAGCAGGGCAGAGAACACUCCAGUCUCCUGUUUCUGAUGGCUGGCUCCACAUCAGCCUCUUGUUUGUCUUCAAGUUUCUGGGUGUGGCUUGCCUGGGGCGUGGCACGGCUCCAGCUGUGGCGCGAGCCCUGGGCUCCAGCUGGAGAGUCCUUGCGUUCUCCAUGGGAGCGCCGGCUCUGACAGGCUCCCGGAGCGUCCCACUGGGGAACUGAGUGUUACCUGCCCCAGGGCUCCUUGUAUCCUCAGACCCACCCCUCAGGGAGCAGAGUCCACCAUGAACUGGUGUUGGGCAGAGGUUGCCCAUCCCUGGAUAGUAACUCUCCCGGCUUGCAGUCAAGCCUGUCGCAUUGGUUUUUUCCUUUGACUGUUUUUGUAGCCAACUACCUAGUUGCACAGAGCCUCCAGUAUUUAGUAUUUCAUUUGUGAUGCCAGGUUUAGGCAGCAGUGGGGCUCUCUCCCUAGAGGCUGGCUGGUGGGCAUCUCUGUGUAUGUGGUAAGGGAUAGGGAGUUUCUUCCCUUGACGUGUCAGGGGCAGUGGCUGGCUGCAUGAGAAGAGGUGCUCGGCAUUGGGUUGUCUAGCGGCUGAGUUGCCAAGGAAGAGGGUUGCUAUGGUACAAUCAUUCCUGACACAUGGUUAAGGGUGUGGGAGAAAUGACUUGCUUGGGAUUGUGUGGUCUUGUAGCAGUGUUAACAGCCCUGCCAGGUGCUCAAGACAGGUGCUCAGCCUCUUGGACAGUCCUGGCUUAGUACAGUAUUAAGAAUUGCAGGUAACCUAAAGCAUGUAAGAAUGGCUCCUAUUUGUAGCAUGGCCCUCCCAAGGAAGGAGGAGCAGAGAGCGUGCUGGGAAAUGUCGUCGUGUGACCCAACCCCCUCUGUGGCUGCCUAGCUGCACUCGGAUACAAUACUUUUAUUGCUUUUAUAAGCCCCCUCUCCUUAGGGCAGGGGAGCAGGGAUUGAUUGGCCCAGACGCCCAUCUGAUGGGCGGGAUGGUGUCUGUGCCAGAAUGGGGUGUGCUAGUCAGUUGAGUUUUUAGGAUUUCCAGGGUACAAGCAACUCCAGGUGGGGAAGGGAGGAUGGUGGGAAAUAUACAAAUCUCCUGGUUGUGAAGCUGAGAAUUUCCCCAGAUUGGCACAAGACAGUUGUGGAAAAAAAGCAUGUCUGCGUUGUGUGGUGGAAGUGCCUGCAUUGCAGCUGGAGUGCGCAUUGGGAUAGCUGGAGCUACCCUUGUGAUGGAUGCUGAGAGAUCCAGGAGCCUGGUGUGUUUUUUUUCACAUUCCCCUCAGAUUGGAGUAGGAAAGCCACAACAUUACCUACGGUUACAAGAGGAAUCCAGGGAGGUGGAAUUCCCUCUUUGUGUCUCCUGCACCCCUGUUUUCUGGGGCAUUGUCAUGGCAGUGGCUUUCAAGGGACCCCCUGCCGCCCCAGCCUCUGCCAAGACCUGCUGCUUCCCAGAGAUGGGGGUGGUCCUCCCAAAAGUGGUGAGGUUGUCCCUCCUGGGCGGCCAGGAAAGCUGCCUCUAGGUGAAUGAGUAGCUUGUUACCAUAUAGAUAUCUUCCUUGUUUCUGCAAGGGAGUGGCUGUUAAUCUCCAGUUCAUCGCAAGGGCACUCUUCCCCUCAAAACGCAUUCCCCUUUGAAGCACAGCUGUGCCUCUUACAUGAGGGAACAGCUGCCAGCAGUGACUGGAAGAGAUUCUCCCAGAGCCUGUUCUUGGAUUUCAACCUACCGCUCAACUUUUCUGUGAGCCUUCAAGACAGAGCAAGCUGGGUUGGCAGCAGUAGCACUUCUCAGCCAGGAUGAACACUCCCACCACGCUUAGUUUAGGAAACCCCCUGAGAAACUGCCAUGGUCCACUGCCCAGUGUCCAAGCCAGGCCUGGGCUGCUGGAAGCACUCUCUAGAUGGGGCAUCCUGUAUGCCACAGUGAAGAGUUUAGGGGUGGACUAGGCGUGAUCAGGGAGGCCAUGUGCAGGUUCUCAGAACAGCAGGGUGAUGUGAUGUAGGAUCACCUUCUGGGAAAGGGCAACUGUCCUCCGCCGGCGACUCUUGUUCAUCUGUUUAGUGUGCAUAGGAAAGGCCUCUGGCUGCUAGCCCAGUGGCUGAUUGGUUCAUCCUCAAGUGACUUUAUCCCUGUUGAGUUUCUUGCCGAUGCAGCAAGGCGCACACCAGUUUGUGCAGCAAAACCAGAUUAAGGAAAUCUUCUAGUUUUUGCAUAGUUUUUUUUAAUGUCAAUAAAUCUCCCAUUUUGAAGAACGUUUGGUGGCUGCUGCUGUGUAUCUGCCAGGUGUUGGAGGGGAAUAGCCCCUCUCAUGCGCCAAGUGUCCAGCUUUGCAGUGUCAGAGCAUAAACUUCAGGGGACACCGGCUUCCCUGAGGAGUGAGGCCCUGAAUGAGGAUGAAAGGGCACUUCACUGGUAUUGCCUAGAGACAGAUUUUUGGUCUCUGUAGUAAAGUUCUAACCCCUCCACUUUAUUGCCAAAGGGAAUGGGAACCUAGCUGUGGUGUUUCCAGCUGUAACUGAGUGGGAAGAAGGGGAAAGUAGGUAGCAGGGGUUUAGGGAAAUGGUCUUUGGGCCAGCAUCAUUAUGGAUUCUCAACACAUCAAGGAGGCAAGCUGGCCUUGGGGGCGGGGGGAGAGGCACACUGCAGCAACAGUUGCUCAGGAAUUAAACAAUCAUCUGGGUGUGGGAGCCAAAUACUGAUAAGCCAGCUCUUCCUUUCCUAGGAAAGGAGAAGGGCAGCUGUCUAACUGGUAAUCUCUCUCUAUCUCUCAGCAAAUCUGCUACAGCAAGCAACAAACGACAGGCCUGUAGUUCUUAAGAUCGUAUUACCCAAUUCCCUUGUUAGUAGGUUUCACUUCUACUGCAACUGCCCUGAGUUGCUCCUAAAGUGCUACUGGGUGCUGCAGUCUAGGGCCAGGCUAAUUCGAAAGCCCUUGUGUUAUGGUAGCACAGCCAUUUGGGAAAUUGGAAAAGCCCCAGCAUCUCCUGGUGCACGUGGUAUAGAAUAAGCAGUAGGACAUUAAAACAGAACCAGAACAUACUGGUUCUGGUGUCCUUACCAGGAGGGGAAGUCACUCUUCCUUUUAACUCCAAAAUAGCUGCUGGGUCCUGCCAGGAAUUCAUAGUGGAGCAGAGACAACUGCAGCCCCAGUGGAACAUGCUGACUGGGAUGGCAGUGGGUUCCUGGAAUGGAGGUGUGUUCCUGUAGUGAGUGUGACAAGCACAGGGCCUAGCAUAUUUUUGAACCAUCUUCAGGCAGAGAACAGCAGUUCCAUUCUGCAAAGGACUUUGGAACUUGGUGUCUAAAUUGGAGCAAACCUGAAAAUCUUAAUUCUCCAAAGGAAAAUUUAAAAAUCAUUUUGGGUCAAUUGUACCAUUUUCUUUUUGUUUUGACUGUUAUAACAUCACAAACUCUGUAUCUAAAUCUCUUUUUACUGAA
Messenger RNA from Malaclemys terrapin pileata, 4586 nucleotides. It is a transcript of the gene CASTOR1, whose product is annotated as cytosolic arginine sensor for mTORC1 subunit 1. The transcript has 9 exons. Gene Ontology annotation, cellular component: cytosol. Lineage: Eukaryota; Metazoa; Chordata; Testudines; Emydidae. Gene Ontology annotation, molecular function: arginine binding. The coding region runs from base 93 to 1085 and encodes 330 amino acids. Gene Ontology annotation, biological process: negative regulation of TORC1 signaling; cellular response to L-arginine. The record is from RefSeq and is a predicted model, not a curated record.